This is a messenger RNA of Lemur catta (Ring-tailed lemur), 11961 nucleotides long. It is a transcript of the gene ACOT11, whose product is annotated as acyl-CoA thioesterase 11. The coding region runs from base 6159 to 7841 and encodes 560 amino acids. The record is from RefSeq and is a predicted model, not a curated record. The transcript has 16 exons. Gene Ontology annotation, cellular component: extracellular exosome. NCBI's taxonomy places the organism in Eukaryota, Metazoa, Chordata, Mammalia, Primates, Lemuridae. Gene Ontology annotation, molecular function: thiolester hydrolase activity; lipid binding.
ACCCUAGUUUCUUUUAUUAUCCCUAUUUGACAGGUGAGGAAACUGAGGCGUAGAGAAGUAAAAUAACUUGCCCGAGGUCUCCUUCACCUUUGCGGACGCAGCUGAACUGACAACACACCGGUGAAGCUCUACUCGCAAAGGAGAGAUCGGGCUCCACUGUGGGAGUCUCGUCCUUAGCUUACAGUUUCCUCCACCACCUCCCGUCCUCACCAGACUUGGGGCUCGGGGCAGGAUUCCUAGGCUGAGGCCCUCCCGGUGCCAGGAGAGCACAGAGCUGGCUUUGUGGCAGCCCUUGAUCAGCCCGCACCAGGCUGCGGCCACUGGCCUGGGACGCAGGCCCUGGGCUCUGUUCCCUCCUUGGUUACUGACUGGCUGUGUGACUGGGGGUAGUUUGCUUCUCUUCUCUGAGUCUCGGGGGAAGAAUUUCUUCCACCCUCCCUACCUCCAGGGCCUAAGGAAGUGCUGUAGAAUGAAGGAACAUGGGCUUAGCUGGUAGGUCUGGGAUUGACUUAAACUCUACUCCUUUCCAGCUUGCUCAGAAGCAGUGUUCCCCUCUCUCAGCCUUGAUUUGUUCAUGAGUAAAAUGGGUAGAAUAACAAAUGCCUGGCAGGGUAGGUACAAGAAUUGCUAGGAUAAUACAUACGAAAGCUGCUAGCAUAGGGCCUGAUGCUCACUAAGUAUUCAGUGAAUGUUCACCAAAUGAACGACAUUUAGGAAGUGCCUGAUAAAAAAUAUUGGUUCAAUUCUCUACCCUUCCAAUCCCAAAUCUUGAAAAGGGUCAAGUGCAAACGCUCUCUGUAGCUAGAAGUAAAAUUAGCGUGUUUGCUAGGGCACUGGGGAUCAUUACUUAUCUUCUGGAAAGAAGACAUGAUAUGAUAUUAUAUGACCCUCAGAAGCCCACCCAUGUCCUCCCUCCCAGCCCUCAGGCUGGCUUCAUGGAUGAGUGAUUCCCCUUUUACCUGUGAGUUUACCUUUGUUGCUGUGUCUGCUGGGAACCUCAAGGCCAAACGCAGUUCUCUAUGGCAGCAUCUGGAUUCCUACCGUGAUCCUCUCCUCCCUUAUUUGGUUCUGUAACUCUGUUUGCGUUUUGGUGCACGUGCAUCCUGCCUGUGCUCCCUCAGAGCCUUUUUUGGGAAGAAGGGAGGGAAUAGGCCCAAACGGAAAAGCUUUGGAAUGUUGACAGAUGUUCCUGCCUUGCUAGUGGGGAAGCCACCAGGAGGCUGCCCUCGAUUGCCCUGGCUUCUCUGAGAGGCUGGGGCCACCUUUGCGGGGACAGGGCAUCCAGCAUGGGCAGCUCCCUCGUCGCUCUGUCAGAGUGCCCUGGCUCAGACAAUGAGGCCUUUCACGGGGCCUGGCCGGCAGCUCUGAGGUGGGGCCAAAGGCCUCUUCUCCCUGCCCCCUCCCAGGGCCUGCCUUCCAGCACCCCACACCCCUCCUGGGAGAGGCAGGGCAGGGAGGAGGGGAGCAGCAGGGACUUUGCAGUCUCGCACUCUGGAUUUUAAGCCCUGCUCCACAUUGCUGGCUUGUUGAAUUCUCACAGAACCUCUCCAACGAGCAAAUAAUCUUGCCCCUCAGAGGGUUGCUGUGAGGUUCUGUGAGCUCAUGAGUAGAAAGUACUAUGUAAACAGUCCAGUUUGAACGAUAUUUGCGUCUCUCCCAGCUAUAUUUCUGUAGGAAGCCAAGCUCGGCAGUAUAAUGCUAACAGUAAGCGCUCAAUAAAUGUUAGCCAUAGGGUAGGUGUGUGUUAGGACCUUUAUAUACUUGGUCUCAUUUAAUGUCCUCCCCAUAGUGAUCCUUGGAAGGAGGUAUUACAAUCCCAUUUUUACAGAUGAGGAAACCGAGGCCCAUAGAGGUCGAGCAGCUUGCCCAAGGUUACGCAAGUUAGUUGGGAACUGGACUCGAACCCACGCCAGGCCGACCCCCAACACCUGUGCACAGCCUGUGUCAUGUGGGUUGCUCCAGAGGUCACCGAAGCCUGCUCCUCCCCUGGAAGGGCAUGCAGGUCUCCUUUGCGCUAGACCUGUUGUUCCCGAUGGGGCCUGCAGGCACUGUGGUCUCAGCAGGCUAAUGGCUGUAGGCCACACCCCUCGCCAGGAGUCUUCCACGGUUUCUGGGGACUCCUUGGCCUGGCCUCCAAUCCCCAACCCUGGCCUCUCUCCUUCUGUGUCCACCUAUGCAGGUACACCCAGCAAGUUCCCACCUGCUGCCCUUUGGCCCGGCAUUCACAUCCCCCAAACCACGGCUGUCCCCUGCUUCUCCUUUCUGCUGUUCCUUACAGCCUCUGCACCUCAGACCUUCUUUGUCUUUCAAGCCUCAGCUUUAAGGCCGCCGCUGUCAUUAAUCUUUUCUUUUCUCUCUGGGCAUUUAUUUGGUACUCAGUACGUGCCGGGUGUGAGUCCCUGUCCUGUGGGAGUGUCUAUCUGAUGGGAGUGGGCUACGAGGACAGUGACUGCACAGCUUGGUCAGUGCUGAGAUGGAGAUGGCGAGGCUGCUGGGGCCCGGGGGGGGGGUUGUAACUGUCCCUGGGGAAGAGUGAAGGAGGAGGAGGAAGGGCUAACCUAGCCCACAGGGGCAGAUGAAGGGAUUCUAGCAGGAGCAGCACCUGCAUGGUGGAGGAACAGAGUGGGAAUGAGAGUGGUGCUCCCAGGAAAUGCGCAUGGUCUGGAGCUGAGAGAGCAGCCUCUGGGGCUAGUGGCUGGGCCUUGAUCCUGAGAACAGUGGGGAGCCAUCGAGGAGUCUUGAGCAGGGGAGGUCCCUGGUAAGGCUUGAUCAGGUCUCCCUGAAAGGCAAGACAUAGUAAGAGGUGGUUGCUGAGUUGGUAGAUUUGCUUAUUGGAAAGAUCUGUCUGGUGCUGUGUGGAGGCUGGACGGAGGUAGGGAGACUGGAAGCCUGUGAAAUAGCCCAGAGCCAGCAGUGCCAGGGCCUGAGCAAGUCAGGGCAGUGGGGGACUAAGAGUUUAAGGAGAUUGGAUCAUUGGGACUUGGAAACAUGGGGGAGGGAGGAAAUCAAGGUUAAGUCUGUUAAUGUGGGCCCUUUGUCAAGUUGCCUAGAAGGAACCCUGGCCCACGAGGGCUUACCUAGGGUCCCCUGGCUGGUGACCCUGGCCCAGCCUUUCCUUCCAUGCCUCAGUUCCCCCAGCUAUGAAGGGAUUGGGUGAGGGGGUCUCUCUUGCUCUGACCCAGCAGGUCUGGGACAUGACUCUGGCCCAGGAGGAGGGACGUAGAGCCCAUGGUGUAGCUAGCUGGGGCCUAGGCUAGGAUUAUCAAGUCUGGCCAGGUCUGCCAUGGCCUGGGGCCAGUGCCUGGCACAGUAGUCAUCUGAGAGGGCACGUCUCCGACCUCUGGGUGCCCUCCCACCCUUGAAGUGACUCAGCCCUUCCUGUUUUGGCUCUGCCUGCCUGGCUGCCCCGGGCCCUGACUCCAUCCAGGUCCUCUGUCCUCCCUGUGACCGGCCCUGGGAGGAGUGGUCCAGCUCUGGGGCCCCAUUGGCCAAACCUUGCCUGGGCCGCACACACCCCUGCCUCCCACGGUGGCUGCCUGCCCACCUGGGAUGAGGAGGCCCGGCCUGGCCUGCCCCUACGGUGGGCAGACUGCCUUGAAAUCCGAGGAAGGCGGUGGAGUCUGAGAGACCGGGGCUGAGGCUGCCUGGGCUUUAGCCCAGAGUCUCUGCACCUCUCUCUCUGAGGGGAAUGAGGGGACAGCUACAGUGAGGCUUGUCCCUCAGCUUGCUUUGAGGAAAGAGCUCAGCCCUGCUCAGAGGGGCACAGUGUUUGCUGUCUGACAGGGUGACAGGGUGACAGGGCUCUCGAGCUUCCUCACUGGAAGUUUCCGCCGGGCAUGCCAGUCCCCAGGGAAGGCUCAGGCCUGGCGAGCCUCUCUCCCACGUGGUGAGUGACGGAUGUGGCUCAGGAAGAGAGGGGCCUUGCACCUGAAGGACAGGGCUAGGAUUUGAACUCAAGUCUGUCUCUGGUUGUCCCUGCACAAUCUGUUGAUGAGGUCCUACUGUGUGCCAGGCCCUUCUGGGCCCAAUUUGUCUUUGCUCAGUGUUUGGCCCAGGGCCCAGUACACAGAAGGUGUUUGGUGAAUGCAUAAAUGAACAAAUGAACCAACAAAUGGACAAAAUGUCCUGUCCUGAUGUGGAUUCUAAUGGGGAGAUAGAGACUCGUUUCACAGACGGGAAAUAGGAGGCUCGUAGGAGGAGGGGUUGGCCAGCUGGAUCUCAGGCAUCGUGACCACUGGUCCAGGGCUUUGUCCAUCCUCAGUUUCCUCAUCUGUAAGAUGGGCUGACAGUCCUCGCCCUCUGCCUUCCUGGUGAGGACCCAGCAGUGGCCGUGAGCAGGCCGGUGGGGCAGAGGCACCGUGUGGGGGGCUUCCCCGUGUGCAUGCCCAGACCACCCAGAAACCACAGACAGUCUGCUCCCUUUGUUCCGCCCGCUUGUCCUCUGCAUCUUGCCUCCCCUGUUUCCUCAGCACUCCCCAGGGCUUCUUUCUGGAAUGUUCUUCCCAGUAUCCCUGGCUGUGGGAGGGGGUGGGAAGAGUGUGGGUGAGUGGAAUGUGCCCGCCUCUUCCCUCUACCUGCUCCCACACGCAGAAAGCCAGCCGCCCGCAUCCACAUCCGUGCAGGCCCUCGGCGCACCAGGCGGGCAGUGCGGGGAGUGCCUCGGCGCUGGUUACCAUGGCGACGGGGCUUGCUGCUUGGACCGCGGUGGCCUUCACGCUGCCUGUGAGAACCUGCCUGCGAGCUGGGCAGCCUGGCACCCGCGGCCUGCACCCGGGCUGAGAGCUCCUGGGGCGGCUGCCCUCCUCUCCCUCCUUGGUGCCCAGCUCUGUGCCUGGCACGCAGGGGCUCUCGGGAAUGAACGGCAUCUCUGGGAACCCACAAGCUGUUCUGGCUCAGACAGGCCUGGUUCAAAUCCCGGUUCUACCACGCAGGGGGCCAGUGACCUUGAACAAGUCACCUCGGUGUGUUUAGAAUUUAUUGAAUUAGCUAUGGGAGCCUCGUGGGGGGAAUUAUCUGAGGAGCAUAGACCCCAGCACAAGAGCUGUCACCGUCCCCAUCCUGCUGCUCUGGCGGGCUUGCCGCGGCACCCGGGCCUGGGGCCCUGCACCCCUCAUCUCAGCCCAGGAGGCCCUGCAGGCGGUGGGGUGCGGGGGCAGGAGCUCAGACGCUGCAGCCAGGCCUCUGGGGUCACAGCUGGGCUCUGCCACUUACUCAGGCCUCAGUGUCCUCAUCUGUAAGAUGGGGAUAGUAAUGGACCUGUCUCAUAGGCUGGUUGUGAGGAUAAAAUCGAAUCAGUACAUAUAAAGUGUCUAGAAGGUAUGUGACACUUAAGUGCUAUAUAAACGUUAGUGGAGACAGUUGUCACCACCACACAACUGGCAUUGGCCUUCAGAGUUGGAACCCACGUGCCUGGCCCUCCUUUUUCUCACACUCACAUGUGUGCCCAUCUCUAAAGUUCACAGUCUGAUAGGGAAGGCAGCCCGAGAGCCGGGACGGCAGCUUGCCUCCCGCUUCCCUCAGCCCUGCUUCCAAGGGACUGACACGCACACCCCACCUCCUCUGCCUGGAGAGCAAGACAGGCUGGGCUCCUGGCAGGAGCCCCAGCUUGAAUUCCUGGUCCUCCAGCUGGAAGCUGCCGCACCCUGCGCUGGAUCAGACGGCUGGUCAGUGGCUGCCCGGAGCCCUCCAGGUCAAUAGACCCAAGUGCUAGAGACACUAGCACCCAACGAUGGCUCUCCUGAUGUCACCUGAAACAUGAAGGAGCCCAACAAAGAGGUCCUUGAGGAUGACAUCGGAGCUGCUUCUUGAAAUGCUUUCUUAGGGACAAUUUCCUGGGCUUGGCUGCUGUGGGGCUCUCUGGGCCCCCUGCAUAGACGGGGGAUCUUUCCAGAAUGAAGGUAAAUCUAAGGCAGCACUUUAAAAAGUGGGCCACGAGCUGAAGCGAGGAGGACUGACUUCUCUGCGUGUUCCUCUCUCCCCUGCCCCUGCCUCGGGUCCAAGGUCGUGUUAAUACGCGGUCGUCAGCCAAAAGGAAACGGGGCAGAAGUGGCAUCCAAAGAGCCCCUGGGGUCUCAGACUGGGGGCUGGAGGGCUUUGCCUCUGUGUUCUCGAGCCGCGUGUCCCGGAAGUCAGCCUCCCGUGCAGGGCACGACGGCGCCAUGGCGGACGGUGAGGGGUACCGGAACCCCACGGAAGUGCAGAUGAGCCAGCUGGUGCUGCCCUGCCACACCAACCAGCGGGGCGAGCUGAGCGUCGGGCAGCUGCUGAAGUGGAUCGACACCACGGCCUGCCUGUCCGCGGAGAGGCACGCUGGCUGCCCCUGCGUCACCGCCUCCAUGGACGACAUCUAUUUUGAGCACACCAUUAGUGUUGGACAAGUGGUGAAUAUCAAGGCCAAGGUGAACCGGGCCUUCAACUCCAGCAUGGAGGUGGGCAUCCAGGUGGCCUCCGAGGACCUGUGCUCUGAGAAGCAGUGGAGUGUGUGCAAGGCCUUGGCCACCUUUGUGGCCCACCGGGACAUCUCCAAGGUGAAGCUGAAGCAGAUCACACCGCGGACAGAGGAGGAGAAGACCGAGCACAGUGUGGCAGCUGAGCGCCGGCGCAUGCGCCUGGUCUAUGAGGACACCAUCAAGGACCUGCUGGCCAACUGUGCCAUUCAGGACGAUCUGGAGAGCAGAGACUGCAGCAACAUGGUGCCCGCAGAGAAGACCCGUGUGGAGAGCGUUGAGCUGGUCCUGCCCCCCCACGCUAAUCACCAGGGCAACACGUUUGGGGGCCAGAUCAUGGCCUGGAUGGAGAACGUGGCCACCAUUGCAGCCAGCCGGCUCUGCCGUGCCCACCCCACGCUGAAGGCCAUCGAGAUGUUCCACUUCCGAGGCCCAUCCCAGGUCGGGGACCGUCUGGUGCUCAAGGCUAUUGUGAACAACGCCUUCAAGCAUAGCAUGGAGGUGGGCGUGUGUGUGGAUGCCUAUCGCCAGGAGGCCGACACCCACCGGCGGCACAUCAACAGCGCCUUCAUGACCUUCGUGGUCCUGGACGCAGAUGACCAGCCCCAGCUGCUACCCUGGAUUCGGCCCCAGCCUGGGGACGGUGAGCGGCGGUACCGAGAGGCCAGUGCCAGGAAGAAGAUCCGCCUGGACAGGAAAUACAUCGUGUCCUGUAAGCAGACGGAGGUGCCCCUCUCUGUCCCCUGGGACCCUAGCAACCAGGUGUACCUGAGCUACAACAACGUCUCCUCCCUGAAGAUGCUCGUGGCCAAGGACAACUGGGUGCUGUCCUCAGAGACCAAUCAGGUCCGCCUGUACACGCUGGAGGAUGACAAGUUCCUCUCCUUCCACAUGGAGAUGGUGGUGCAUGUGGAUGCGGCCCAGGCCUUCCAGCUGCUCUCUGACCUGUCUCGGAGGCCGGGGUGGGACAAGCACUACCGGAGCGCGGAGCUGUUGCAGCAGGUGGACGAGGACGACGCCAUCUACCAUGUCAUCAGCCCCCCCCUUGGUGGCGAAACCAAGCCCCAGGACUUCGUGAUCCUGGCCUCACGGCGGAAACCUUGUGACAACGGGGACCCUUAUGUCAUUGCUCUGAGGUCGGUCACGCUGCCCACACACCGAGAGACACCAGAGUACAGACGUGGGGAGACGCUCUGCUCGGGCUUCUGCCUCUGGCGCGAGGGAGACCAGCUGACCAAGGUGUCCUACUACAACCAGGCCACCUCAGGCUUUCUCAACUACGUGACCACCAACGUGGCUGGCCUCUCCUCCGAGUUCUGCACCACCUUCAAGGCGUGCGAGCAGUUCCUCCUGGACAACCGGAACGAUCUGGCCCCCAGCCUCCAGACCCUCUAGGUGCCCUCAGCGGCCACAGCACCGCCCCCCCCACUCCACGCUGUCCCCAGGGACUCACAUGCAGCUUGUGGAGGAAGGCAGGGGCAUUUAUUCUUCCCUGCCUGCCCCGUGGGAAGCCUUCACCCAGAGGCCCACGGGCCCCCCAGCACUGGGUGCUCAGUUCCCGCCGGCAUCUGCCAGCAAGUCCUCGCGGUAGCCCUGGGGCAGCCUGUAGUAGACGCGGGUCCUGUCCACGGCCCUGGCUGCCAGCAGUGCUGCCUUCACAGAGGCGUAGUUGCCCUGGGCAGGGCUGUGCUCCACUGUGACCGUGGCCCGGGGUGAGGCUGCCAGCAGCCUGGCCACUGCUCCAGCUGUGCUCUGGCCCAGCCACCUGGCCUGCAGCUGGAAGGACACAGGUUGCCAGAGCCCCCGGCACAGCUCCAGCAUAUCUGUAAGCAGCUGUUCCCUGUAGCCACUGCCCAGCGCCUCUGCAGGCCAGCCUGGUGCCACGGUCACAUGGGGGAAGAUCUCCGCCACAGCUGUAAGCAACUCUCUGCCGGCCACGUGGCCAGGGACCACAAAACUCCCAUGGGAGAUGGUGGCCCCGACCCACAUGGGCCGAGGCAGGAAGCCAAGGGCAGAGAGGCGUGCCAGCAAGGCCAGCGACGGCCGGAGGGCUGCAGGCUCUGCUACCUGCAGGUGGACGCCCCAGCGUCCGGGGUGCGUGGCCAGCUGCAGCAGGCAUGACUCCAGUGUCAGGACAGGGCCACCUGGGGCAUGGACGAUGGGCACGGGGUCCUUGGCUGCCGUUCCCUGGAGGCCAGUGUUUAGCAGGAUCAUGCCUUCCCUGUCUGGAAGAGGCACGGAGGCAACAGUGUCCAGGGUUUGGGUGUCAAAGUCCUUUGUUAAAGGGGCAGUGGGGGGCUCUGGGGACAGCCAAGGACAGGGGGCUGGUGCCUCGCCUCUCUGGAAUCUGUCCCCCUGGUUCUAGGCUCCAGGUGGAAGGUGGCUUUAUAAAUGUGCCUGGUGCAUGAGAAACUUCUAGUCCGAAUCUUGGCCUUCACCUGUGCCUCUGCCCUGGGGCCUGUGCCCUCCUUGUCUGCAGCAAGACGUGGCUGAGGACCGACAGGUACAGGCCUGAAGGCCAAGAGCCCUCUGGACACCACCGUUCCCUCCCUCUCCUGGGCCCACCUUGUAUCCAGGGUGGUGCGAAUAGACCCACGUUGCCAUGGUAGCAGAGACCCAGGUAUCUACCCCAAGCAAAGGACACCCCUGCAGUGCGGCUGGGAGCACAGGGCUGAAGCAGGCCUUACCUGGGAGGGUCACUGCUGCUGUUCUUCCGCUGCCCUGGACCUCAGGAACCAGCCACUCCACGUCCAGACCGUCACCCCCAGGCAGCUGGAGAAGAGGGAUCAGGCUGCCCCCCGUGUAGUACGUGCGCUUCCGUGUAGUAUUCGCUGUGGGGACCCAAAUUGCCAAGAUGAGGUGGCUGCCAUCCGUGGAGCUCCCGCUGCAGGCCACAGCUCUACAGGUUCUCUCUAAGCCUCGCCACACCCUUUUGUAGAUAAGUGACUUGUCCGGGGUCCUACAACCGGUGAGCAGAGUUGCCUGGGAGGCCACGUGUCUGGCUGCAGAGCCGGUGUCCCUCCGCCUCGCCCAGUCAUGUGGAGUCUGAUGGAGCCUCUUUGAGGCAGCUUAACUGCAGGCUGUCCUAGGUUCAGGGUCAAGGGGAUGAGGGGUUGGACAGUAGCCUCUGGACCACUGACUGGCCGGUCCAUGGAGGGGCUGCUCUGAAACGUUCCAGUGGCCCACAGGGAAGUAUAUGGGGCUGGGAGUUCGCUGGUUCCAUUGUGAGCUGUACCACGUACAAGCUGAAUAUAUAAAUUCCUUAACGCUGUGAGCCUCAGUUUCCCUGUGUGUAAAAUGGACUCGCUGCCUCAUGGGCAUGUGAAGCUUAGAGAGCAUAGCAUACCGGGGCCUGGCACACAGUAAGGACUCAGAAUGCUUCCUUGCUCCCAUGCCACCCUGGAUUUUCCCCUUCGAUGUCCCUUCCCCCCAGCCCUGUCCUAGUGCCCACCCAGUGCUGCCCUGUGCAGACUCCAGCCCAUGCCACCCUCCCCAGCUUCCCUCCCUACAGGCCAGCUGCUUGAACCGCGACAGCACAGGCUCGAAGAGGUCAUAGUAGACUUGGUGGGCGGCGCUGUUGUCUCGGACGUAGAGCAGAUCGUCCACUGACAUGGGGUCCGGGGCGCCCUGCCACAGUGUCAGGCUGUAUCUGGGGCCCAGAGAGCAGGCUCAGUGCCCGUCUGGGCCCGGCAAGACCCUCUGCCCCACUCCUGUGCUCACAGUGGGACACCACUUGGGCCCAGGGGCAGAGCAUCUUUCCUCCAGCCUCCGUCCAGCUGCCCCACCCUGAGCACUACCCCUGCCCGGGGACAGAGGAAGCCAGAGGGAAUCCAGGAAGGAUGACUAACACAGAGGCCUGGGAGGAGGGAGGGGUGGCCCGGCCUGCCUCCUCACUCGGAGGGUUUAUUUCUGGGUCCUGUCUUAGGAAAGGGACAAGGGUAGAAGGGGGAGGGCAUGAGGGGAUCAGGCAUGAAGUGGGGAAGGGAGUGCCUUGGGACUCCCGUGAGGAGCAGCUGAGGAAGGCAGGGCUGGGCAGCUGGGAGCUGACUGCAGAGCAGGGGGGUCUCUCGAUCCCUGUAGGGCUAUCCUGGGGCAGGGGUUGCAGGCACAAUCUGUGCAGCCCCGGGGCACAGCUGGCUCCCGUGGGAGGAAGCUGUGGGGAGACAAAUUGUCUCAGUAUACUUUCCAAGAGGCAGAGGGUUACCCACCAAUAGCAGGGCUCUCUGAGGAGGUAGUGAGCACCCUGUCAUCAGAGGUAUACAAGCAGAAAGCAGAGACAUUGUAGAGGGUGGGAGCACCAGUGGGGGUUGGACCAGGUGAUCUUUAAGACCCUUCCAGCCAUGAGCAUUUGGGGGCAACAGUGCUACUCCAGGGUGGCAGUGGGUUUGGAGCAAGCAGGGCCUGUGGCAGGAGCCUGGGGGUCUUUACCUCUCAGACUGGCCCAGCAGCCAGCUGAAGUGGGGCCAGGCAGCCCGCGCCAUGACAGCCCGUACGGGGAAGGUGACCCUCUGCGGCAGUGUCCCCACCAGCUCCUGCAUCUUCUCCACCAUGUCUCGGGUGUACGUCCUGUUUGAGAACAGGGGCACGUAGAGGGUGGUCCAGCCUGGAGACAGGGUGGCCUCAGGAUACUUCUCCUGGACCAGGGCCAGGAACCUGUGGGGAAUCAGAGAGGCUGGUCUCACAGAGCUGCAAGGACCCCUUCUCCCGGUUCUCAUCGCAGAGCUAGGAAGUGGCAGGGCCUGUUGAAUCUGUGACAAGGAGGUCAGAGCAGAGUCCUAAAGACAGAGUGGCUUGUUCAAGAUCCCACAAAUAGGGCAUGGACUUUGGAGUCAGGGAGGUCCAGGUUCAGCCCCUGACUCUGACCUUGGGCAGACCUCUUUGAUUCGCAAAGACAGCACCCCUUCCAGCGGGGCAGGCCUUACACUUCCAUACGGACAAAGGGACUGAAUCAGAGCCCUGGCCUGGGGUGGGGUGAGGGUGGGGGUGGAAAUCAGCCUCUGCCAGCUAUGAGAGUCUCUGAAAUUUCAGAUUUUCUUUUUAAAUUUUAUUUGAGUUUUGUCCUGAUACAAAUUUUAACAGGCAAAUUAUGUUCCCCUCGCCUAAAAAAGAAGUAUUGAGUACGAUCAGCACUCCAAGAAGACAAGCCAUAUUUACCCUGGGCCAUUGACUACGUUUUCCAAACUGCUGCUUUGCAAAUGCACUCCAGCUUGAGAAGCACAGUACAUUUUGGGCGGACGGGUUGUUGGCUGGCUGUACUAGCAGAUGGAUGGAGGGGGAAAGAGAGAGGAAAGAGCCUGGCACGUAGACUCAGACAGCCUGGGUUUGAAUCUUUGUUUUGCCACUUACUAGAGUCAGGUAGGUCGUGUAACUUCUACAAGGUAGUUCCUGUAUUAAUAAAAUGAAAAUAAUAGUACCUACCUCAUUCUCAUUGUAAGAGUUAAAUGCUGUUCUGCAAGUAAUGUGCUUAAAGCAGUACCUGGGACACAUAAUAAACAUUCAACAAAUGGAGCUUCAA